Ctenocephalides felis (cat flea) is the source of this 807-nucleotide messenger RNA. RefSeq names its product chymotrypsin-2-like. Gene Ontology annotation, biological process: proteolysis. The record is from RefSeq and is a predicted model, not a curated record. The transcript is spliced from 5 exons. Lineage: Eukaryota; Metazoa; Arthropoda; Insecta; Siphonaptera; Pulicidae. Gene Ontology annotation, molecular function: serine-type endopeptidase activity. The coding region runs from base 40 to 759 and encodes 239 amino acids.
UGGAUCAAGGUGCAGGGUCAUUUCUUAGCAAUAAACGCGAUGAAGACGUUCAUUGUUUUACUGGCAACCAUCUGCUUUGUCUCAGCCAAUCCGGCUGGAAGGAUCGUUGGAGGCGAGAACGCUGAUGAUGCCUCUGCUCCUUAUCAGGUUUCACUACAAUUUAAAAACUUCCACUUUUGUGGAGGUUCUAUUUUGAACAAAUACUGGAUCAUUACAGCUGCACAUUGCAUGGGGAGACGUUUUGAGGUAGUAGUCGGUAUUAACAGAUUAGACCAGGAAGGCUAUAGAUACCAAGUAGCCGAAAUAGUCACAUUGCCAUUCGAUUCCGAAACAAAUAAUUAUGAUUUGGCACUUGUAAAAGUUAAGAAGCCAAUUAAGUUCAACUACAGGGUACAACCAAUUCCUUUGGGCGAAGAAUAUGUCGAAGGAGGUGAAGAAGCUCGUCUUACAGGAUGGGGCAGAUUAGGAGCUGAUGACCCUGCACCAAACGAAUUGCAGGAAUUGAAUACUUUUACCAUCAGCCACAAAAUUUGCAAGAAGGCUCACCAGCAUGUGGUUUACCCAAGUCAGAUAUGUGCAUUUGUAGAAAAAGGAAAAGGAGCUUGCAUGGGUGACUCCGGUGGUCCAUUGGUCGUAAAUGGAGAACUUCACGGGGUUGUUUCCUGGGGAAUCCCCUGCGCCCUUGGAAAACCUGACGUCUUCACCAGAGUCUCACACUAUGCCGAAUGGAUCAAGGAGAAGAUCGCCGAUGAUGAAUGACAAAAUUGUUGCUAAUUUAUAUUUGAAAUAAAUUAUUGAAAGAAAUAA